UAUUUAACUGAACUCACACAAUUCAUAAUCAGAUUAACUCAUGAUCAUGGAACCCCAGUUUUGUUAUUAUAUCAUAUUUCUUGAAAAAUUCAUACGACUUUAUUAUAGGCCUUGUGGGUAUCCAGCUUUACAACAUAAAGGCCUGUGAGACCAUCUCUUUUAUUCUUGAUUUUAUACAAUAACUAAGACACAUCUAAAUGUGUUGUAAACAAAUCUAAACAUUAUCAAUGUUAAGUUUGCCAGUCUGAGUAGAUUUUUAAUCGAGUUCAUAUCCGACGCACCACCUUUUGCCCAACCAGAAGCCGAAUCAAACUAACUAGAAACCGUAUCAAACGAUUACUGUGCCUCGAUAAACAAUAAUGCUACACGUACGAAGGAAUACGGGGUUUUACACAAAACAGCUGGAAACCCCGCCGGUAAUAGAUCAGGCACGCCGAACUGAAAAAGAGAAGCGGCGAUGGCCGCCGGCUGGUCCUCCCUCCCCGCCGAUAUUCUCAAUGAGAUCUCGGGUCGCCUGAACACCGACGCAGACCAGCUCCACGCCCACCAGGUAUGCGCCCACUGGCGAGCCUCAAUUUCUCCUCCGGUCGCCUACCGCCCGUGGGUCGUCGCCGCCCGACAGGCCCCCGACGGACUGAGCCCAGUCGGCGAGUACUCCCUCCAGCUCCCUCGCGGCGUCCCGGGCGUCGACUUCAAGGCGGCCCCACCCGGCCUCCCGUACUGCUGCGGCACGCCUCGCGGCUGGCUCGCCCUUGCGGACGAUGUCCGAUCCCCCACGCGGCUCGUGCUGUGGGAGCCCCACUCCGGCACCGAGAUCCCGCUUCCAUGCCUGUCUUCAGUCAUACAGGUCUUCCUUUCCGACGACCCGCUCGAGUCGUCGCACUGGAUGGCCGUCGCGACCCAGCUCAGACGGCCCCGGGCGCAUAUCAUCUUCUUCUGGCGGCCCGGGGACGCCGCCUGGAGCGGCCCGGCCAAGGUUCCUUGUGCAAAACUCCACAGCGUCGAAUUCCACGCGGGGAACAUAUACUGCAUAGACCGCAUGUCUAACCUGUCCAUCUACGAUCUCAAGCUCGGCACAACGUCUCCUCCCGUGCUCCUCGAGUGCUUGGGCAUGUCCCCUAGUCAGUUGUCAGAGUCGUUGGUUACCCGCAUGUCUGUCAAGGAACGCGUGCGUGCAGUGCACGUCGUGGCCUGCCGUGGCGAGCUCCUGCUAGUGCUGCUGUUCCACGGCCGCCACCCGUCCCUCAUGGAAGUCUACAGGCCGUCGUGGACGCUCGGAUGCGCCUUCCAGGUCGGUGAGAGGGUGACUGACCUCGGCGGCUACACGCUCUUCCUCGGCCGUGGCGACGCAGUUGCACUGUCUGCCAAGGAGUACCCUGCGAUCAGGGGGAAUUGCAUUUACUACCUGGUGCACAAUCUCCCCAAGUACAGGAAGCAUUGGGCAAUCGUGUUUGAUCUGGGGACGGGGGAUGUGGACGAUAUACCUUACCCUGAGGUGCACAAGCAGGAGAAUGGUUGCUGGCCAUACUCUUGGUUCUGUCCUCGAAGGCCCUUCCUGAAGAAGCAGUUAGCUUGAGCAAUAAGCAGGGACUUUGAAAAUUAGUCUUCAGAAUAAGCUUCUUUGAAUAGGGAAUUUCCUUAUGAAAUUCCUGUUGUAACUGUUUAAACCAUAGGAUUUCGUUAUGAACUUCCUAUUGUAACUGUUGAAGUGCAGAAUUUUCUUAUAAAUUUCCGAGAUUAUAUCAAAA
Molecule: messenger RNA, 1748 nt
Organism: Triticum aestivum (bread wheat)
Lineage: Eukaryota; Viridiplantae; Streptophyta; Magnoliopsida; Poales; Poaceae
Exons: 1
Coding region: 458-1576 (372 amino acids)
Source: RefSeq, a predicted model, not a curated record